CAUUUAAACUCUGAAAUGAUCCAACAUUUCCAUGUUUCUCUCCAGGCUCUGCAGCAGAAGAACGUGGAAUGUGCCAGAGUCUACGCCGAGAACGCCAUCCGGAAAAAGAACGAGGGUCUGAACUGGCUGCGGAUGGCGUCCCGGGUGGAUGCAGUGGCGUCUAAGGUCCAGACGGCGGUCACCAUGAAGGGGGUGGCCAAAAACAUGAGCCAGGUGACCAAAGCCCUGGACAAAGCUCUGAACAGCAUGGACCUCCAGAAGGUCUCUGCUGUCAUGGACAAGUUUGAAACCCAAGUUCAGAACCUGGAUGUUCACACCUCCGUCAUGGAGGACUCCAUGAGCUCCGCCAUGACGCUCACCACGCCUCAGGAGCAGGUGGACGACCUCAUCCACCAAAUAGCAGAGGAGGGCGGCCUGGAGGUGAUGGACCAGCUCAACCAGCUGCCUGCAGGCGCCACCUCGCUGGGGGGGGAGAGCACGCGGAGCCAGGACAAGGAGGACCAGCUGUCCCGACGGUGAGUUCAGGUUCCCCUC
Oryzias melastigma (Indian medaka) is the source of this 534-nucleotide messenger RNA. Its product is annotated as charged multivesicular body protein 1a-like. Bases 16 to 519 code for a protein of 167 amino acids. The record is from RefSeq and is a predicted model, not a curated record. Gene Ontology annotation, cellular component: multivesicular body; ESCRT III complex. Lineage: Eukaryota; Metazoa; Chordata; Actinopteri; Beloniformes; Adrianichthyidae. Gene Ontology annotation, biological process: endosome transport via multivesicular body sorting pathway; protein transport; late endosome to vacuole transport. The transcript is spliced from 3 exons.